AUGUUGGGCCCCAUCUAUGGUUGCAAUCGCGGCUGCAAACCAUUCAUGUUGGGCCCCAUCUAUGGUUGCAAUCGCGGCUGCACACCAUUCAUGUUGGGCCCUAUCUAUGGUUGCAAUCGCGGCUGGACACCAGUCAUGUUGGGCCCCAUCUAUGGUUGCAAUCGCGGCUGCACACCAGUCAUGUUGGGCCCCAUCUAUGGUUGCAAUCGCGGCUGGACACCAUUCAUGUUGGGCCCCAUCUAUGGUUGCAAUCGCGGCUGCACACCAGUCAUGUUGGGCCCCAUCUAUGGUUGCAAUCGCGGCUGCACACCAUUCAUGUUGGGCCCCAUCUAUGGUUGCAAUCGCGGCUGCACACCAUUCAUGUUGGGCCCCAUCUAUGGUUGCAAUCGCGGCUGCACACCAGUCAUGUUGGGCCCCAUCUAUGGUUGCAAUCGCGGCUGGACACCAGUCAUGUUGGGCCCCAUCUAUGGUUACAAUCGCGGCUGCACACCAGCCAUCUUUGGCCUCAUCUAUGGUGGUGUAGUGGCUCAUUGGGCGAGCGAAACGCUACAUAAUACUGUUAUAGAAAGUAGUCAACCUCGAUAA
Spodoptera exigua (beet armyworm) is the source of this 585-nucleotide messenger RNA. The record is from the annotation of a GenBank genome assembly. NCBI's taxonomy places the organism in Eukaryota, Metazoa, Arthropoda, Insecta, Lepidoptera, Noctuidae.